AUGUCGCUCGUCAGAAUCGCCGAAUCCGCGCCCGUCCGCGCCCUGCAGUCCCUCGGCGCCGCCGUGCAGUCGCCCUUCCUCUCGGGGCCUCUGCUGGCCGCCCUCCUCUGCGCGCCCGACCCCGUCAGGCAGCAGGUGCUCCGGCACGCCCCGGCCGGCCUCGACGUCGACGCGGCCAGGAAGGUGCUCCAGGCGCUCCUGGGCCUCGGGCUCCUGAAGAGCAUCAACCGCGGCCUCAGCUCCAUGGCGGCCAACGGCUGGCGCGCCACGGCCGCCCCGGGCUGGGACUGGCCCUCCGAGGUGGCCGUGGUCACCGGCGGCUGCAGCGGCAUCGGCCACUGCAUCGUCAGGCGCCUCGCCGCGCGCCGCGUCAGGGUCGCCGUCCUCGACGUGCAGGACCUCCCGGCCGACCUCGCCGCCGACCCCCUCGUCCGCCUCUACACGUGCGACAUCACGGCCCCCGACGCCGUGGCCGCCGCCGCCGCCGCCAUCCGCAACGACCUCGGCCACCCGUCCAUCCUGGUCAACAACGCCGGCAUCACGAGGCCCCUGGCCAUCCUCGACAUGCCCCACGACUUCCUGCGCCGCAUCUUCGGCGUCAACUGCCUCUCGCACUGGACCCUGGCCCAGCAGUUCCUCCCGCACAUGGUGGCCGCCAACAAGGGCCACGUCAUGACCGUCGCCAGCAUGGCCUCCUUCAUCCCCCUCCCCAAGGGCGCCGACUACGCCGCGACAAAGGCCGCCGCCCUGUCCUUCCACGAGUCGCUGGCCGUCGAGCUCCGGCACGUCCACGGCGCCGACCGCGUCCUCGCCUCCAUCGCCCACCCCAACUUUGUGCGCACCCCGCUCGUCCGCGACUUUGGCCACCACCUCGAGCGCGGCGGCAUCCGCAUGCUGGCCCCCGACGACGUCGCCGCCCUCGUCGCCGACCAGAUCUUCAGCCGCCGCGCCGCCCAGCUCAUCAUCCCCGAGCACCAGGCCGUGCUGUCGGGCGUCCGCGCCUGGCCCACCUGGCUCAAGGUGCUCCUGCUCGACCAGCUCGCCGCUAACACGGCCGACAUUGGCACCACGCUCGCGGCGGGCAGCAGCGCGUGA
Metarhizium album ARSEF 1941 is the source of this 1095-nucleotide messenger RNA. RefSeq names its product short-chain dehydrogenase/reductase 2. The transcript has a single exon. Lineage: Eukaryota; Fungi; Ascomycota; Sordariomycetes; Hypocreales; Clavicipitaceae. Bases 1 to 1095 code for a protein of 364 amino acids. Gene Ontology annotation, molecular function: oxidoreductase activity, acting on the CH-OH group of donors, NAD or NADP as acceptor. The record is from RefSeq and is a predicted model, not a curated record.